AUGCGGCUGGCACGGCCUUUGCGCGUGGCUUUGAUCGGGGACAGCUGGGUCACGGACCUUUAUCAGAAGAGCGAUGGGAAUCGGGUGCGCAAGUCCCACACUGCUUGGGCCAUGGAGGCGAGUUUGCGACAGCGACUGGGGCAGGGUGUACAGGUGGACUUCAUUUUCGCAGGAUUCCCAGGCACAAGGUCGAGGGCGCUGCUUUCAAUGUGCUGGCUCUGCCGGCUUAGGGACAUGGCCAAACUGGCGAGACUGGGCUAUUCCUGGAAGUACGACCCAGCAAAAGCCUUGAAAGAGCAGCGCCUCCUGUCACUCUCUGAGCAGCCACAGGACGAGGCAUGGCCAGAAGCUGACCAGACUUGCCACCAAGUGAACGAGACUCUGAAAGGGAGCAGCUGCAUCGACCUCGAUGGCUUCUUGCAAUCCUUGAGUCCUCAGCAUUGGCGUGAUGAGCACCAUCUUGCGGACAGCGGCUACAAGCUCCUGGGGCAGAAGCUUGCCGGUGCCGUGCAGGAGCGCUUCUGCUCUCCGCCGACCUUCAUUCCCAGACGCUGUCCGUACCUGCUCCACGUGGAGGAAGUCGGCGAGCGCACCUUUGUGGGAAACCUGGUCGCAGGUACCUAUGCAAAGCAGUGGUACGAACACCACGGCAAGCCCAUCUACUGGAAGAAAGUGGUCACAGAGCCGGAGGUUUGCCUCUUCUUCUGGGACGAUCGCAAUGAUCGGGGGGGCGUCUCCUGGCAGGGUUGGUGGCUGGGGCGCCUCGGCCACGCGAAUACGGCUGUCGUGGAGCAUCCAGGUUGGGCCUUUUGCCCCGGUGACUCCACGGAACCGCCGAAAAGCGGAUGGAUCGAGGUGCGCUCCGACAGUGCUCUGCGGCUCCGCAUCUGGGACACACAGCCGCCACAGCCACUCUGCCAGGACUCCCAGCAGAACCAAUGGCCCUCGCAGCAGGGCCCCUUGACCUGGGGUGAGACCAACAGCUUGACCACCACGGCCUUCGUGGACCGCCUGGCUGUGGGAGGCACUUUCUGCUUCAAAGUCGCGGCUCUGAACUUCGUCACGGAGACGAAUGCGCUGGAUGACCAACAGCCCCGCCUGAGUGACGCUGCCUGCGGGCACGUGGCACAACCACCGGAUCCACCAGGUGCCAUCUACUUCGCGUACCCAGCUCUGGGCGACGUCAUCGUGGACUUCCCCCCCUCCCUGGAGAACGGCGGCAUUGCAGUGGACCUCUACGAGAUCUCCAUGAACCAAGCAGCCGGGGGCUGGACAGUAGUGGCGACCAAUGCUGCUGGCGAUUUCUCGACGCUGGUGCAAGGUUGCACACAAGGUGCGGACCUGGUCUUCCGGAUCCGUGCGCGCAACGCCGUCGGAUGGGGCAAGUACGGCAGCGAGGUCAGCACCGUGUGUGCCACCGAGCCCGCCAAGAUGGCCACGCCCACGCGGGCCACGUCCACGCGAACGUCCAUCACCCUGGCGUGGGUGGCGCCUGAUAGCAUGGGAUCGGCCAUCACCGCCUACCGGCUCUACCAGGCCCUGGAUGGAGCUGCCUACAGCCUCAUCUACGAGGGCUUUACCUUGUCCUACGAGUCCACUGGUCUCAUGACCGGCUCCACGUACCACUUCCAGGUGUCGGCGGUGAACAAUGCCGGAGAAAGCCCACGCUCGGACACGGCCACGAUGUUAGCGGCUGGACUCCCUGGUAAGCCGACGGCCGUGACCUUCACGCACGACUCCCGCACGCAGACUGUAGUGAGCUGGACAGCACCGUCCGACGACGGCGGGUCCCCCAUCAUCCGCUACGAGGUUUGGUAUCGCGAUGGCCUCGAUGCGGGCCCGAUUGACAAGCUUGCAUGGAGUGGCACAGGCACGAAGUCAGACGUCAUCACCUUCCUGACUGGCGCAUCCCUACAGAUCGAAGUGGCGGUCGUGAACACCAUGGCAGAGUCCCACUCGCUCCCCGGUACCCGCAGCGACACCUCGAUCUACUACUCUGCCACCUACCCGACGGCACCUGUGAACCUGGCGCUGGCAGCUUCGACGCUGAUCUCCGUGACCGUGUCCUGGGACCCGCCCAGCGACACUGGAGGAAUGCCCAUUCUGGGUUACAAGGUGUUCAUGGACGAUGCUCUUGGUGGGCCCAUGGUAGAGGAAUACUCUGGCACAGCGCAAGUCUUCCAGAAGGUCGGCUUGGCCAGCGGGUAUACCUACAAAGCGGAGGUGAAGGCCUUUACAGCAAAGGGCGAAGGCACCGCGGCUGCUAUCGAAGUGGCCCCCUGCAACGAGCCAGGUGCCGUUGGCAACCUUCGCGUGCUGCAGCGGUCAGGCACCCUGGUCCAACUCGGCUGGGAGCCUCCAACGGAGACAGGAGCAUGCCCGAUUUUGGGCUACAUUGUCUUGGCCGGCACCUCCGUGGCGACCAUGGCCAAGGUGGGCUCGACCACCUCCGUGCUGCAGACCACCUUCAACUACGUGCCUUCCGCGGCGGACGUGGCUCUCGUCUUCCGGGUCAUCGCCGACAACUUCAAGACCCAGGUCUCCGCUUCCUUCACCGGUGCCAGCUCCGACAUCUCGGUGAUUGCGGCGGCCUCUCCGGCGGCACCCACGAAUCUGGUGCGCACGGGCGGCUCGCACAGCACCGUGGCGCUGUCCUGGACGGCCCCGACCGACGACGGAGGGUCUCCGAUCACCAAGUAUUACGUCAGGAGGAACGAUGGGGUGGGUGGCACCACCUACGUUGAUGCCACAAACGGAGCCGAGCCGACCAGCACCACCUUCACCGUCACCGGCUUGACCCUUGGGUACUACUACCUCAUCCAGGUGGCGGCUGCAAACCGAGCCCUGGACACGAACGCCUUGACGGACCUUGUGCCCAACUAUGUAGAGGCCGGCUUCUACGCCGCGGCGGCUCCGGAUCCGCCGGGCGCUCCGACCGUGGUGGCCUCCACGCGCACGAACACUGGGCUGCAGGUCUCCUGGACGGCGCCGGUCAGCUCGGGUGGUAUUCCCGUGCUUGGAUACAAGCUCUACAGGGACAAUGGUGCCAACGACCCUAUCGACAUCCUGCUGUGGAACGGCUAUGGCCAACCGGACGUCUUGUCCUUCACCGUCACGGGACUUUCAGGCGGCCUCUUGUAUCGCUUCGCUGCCACGGCUCUGAACUCCGCCGGCGAGUCCCUGCAGUCGGACAUCACCGUGGUGGCCGGUGGCACCGAGCCUUCCCAGAUGAACGCUCUGGUGCGCGAUGCCACCGUGAACCGCACGGCCACGUCCGUAGCGCUGUCCUGGACUGCUCCCACAAACAAUGGAGGCUCUCCUGUGACAGGAUACAUCGUGUCCUAUGACGACGGUGAUUACACUGACUUCACAAGCAACAGGACCUACAGCAGUAUCACCUUCUCAGACAUCAUUGACGGGCUGCCCGAGGGCAAGUUCAUCCGCUUCGUGGUCUACGCGGAAAAUGCCAUUGGCCUCUCAGAGGCAAGCCCGGUCUACCGGACGCAGGUCUGCGCGCUGCCGGAUCCCGUGGACAGCUUCACCGCCUCCGAUCACACGGACAACUCCGUGAAGCUGACCUGGGUGCCGCCCUCCAACACAGGCUGCACCGGCUCGCUGAUCACUGGCUACAAGGUCUACAUGCGACAGGGUGGCAACCCUUACAACCUGGUUCACGACGGCGGGCCGGCGGUCCUCACCCAUUUGCAGCAGGGGCUCGCUGCAGGGCUGACGUACGGCUUCAUGGUCUACGUUUGCCAGGUGGACAACUGUGAUGUUGGCUUCCCCGACGGUGGCCUCGAGGUGGUCGCCGGCAACUCGCCGACCUUCCCCUCGAAUCCCUUCACUCUGGUCUCCGCGCAGCAGACCGUGAUCGAGCUUUCCUGGGGCUCGCCUUCGGGGGCACGGCGCCUCGCUGCGGCCGUGGCGCCCAGGCGGCGGCUCACCGGGCUGCCCGUUCUGGAGUACCAGAUCUUCUCCGACAACGGACAGGGCGUUGGGGGCAGUCUCACGAACUCCAUCUAUGUCGGCUCGGCAACCUCCUUUCGGGCGGACACCCUGAACAGAGGCGUCACCUACCGCUUCCAGAUCCGGGCCCGCAAUGCCAACGGCUGGGGACCUCUCAGCGGGAUCAUGUCCUUUGCGGCCUCCGAGGCCCCUGGCGUGCCGCGCAACCUGAGGUACCUGUCCUCGACGACAACCUCUGUUAAGGUGGUCUGGGAUGUCCCAACUGCCGUGCACAACGACGAGUCGCCCAUCACUCGCUAUGAGGUGCUGUGGAACGACCAGACAACCAUGUCAGCCACGCAGAUGCUGACAACGUCACCGGGCUUCAAGGAGGUGAGCCCUCCUGGCCCGCUCACGACCGGGAACACCAUCCGCUUCGAGGUGCGCGCCUGCAACAUCAACGAAUGCGGCGCCUACUCCUCGAGGCUGGAUCUGGUGAUCGGAGGCCUGCCAGAGGCCCCGUCAGCGCCCUUCAUGGUCUCGUCCACCGGAACGGAACUGACCUUGGGCUGGGACUACGUGGGCAAGGACAACGGCGGCGUGCCUCUGGCACAUUACAACGUGAAAGUCUCCUCGGACGGUGGCAGCACCUACACCGCUGCAGGCAGUACGGCAGAUGCCUCGGUGUUCACGUUCACCUACACCUGCGGUGCCAGCCAGCUGUUCUUCUUCAAGGUAUCAGCUGUCAACGGUGUUGGUACUGGUGAGGGUGCCGAUUCCGACCCCGUGGGUCUCUACUGCGUUCCGCCUCCCGAUACGCCAACGGCACCUGGCCUGACCAGCACGGCCUCCACCUUGACGAUCGCUCUGUAUCAGCCAACAGCGGGGCAGCUCAACAACGCGCAGCACACCGGGUGGCGCAUUUUGGUGGAUGAUGUCAAUGAUGCGGACAACAUCUACGACGAACUGGAGGUAGCUGACACGACGAUUCUGUCCUACACCAUCACCACGGGCAUCACCACCGGGCACUACUACCGAGCGAAGCUGAAGCUCUGCUCAGUCGCGCACUGCAGCGCCGAGUCGGACGUUGGCGGCCCCGUCGUUGCAGCCUCGCCGCCCGAUGCUCCUGCGCCAGUCUACGUUCUCUCGUCAACAAGCAACAGCAUCACCUUCACUUGGGAGUUUCCUGGGUCCAAUGGCGGAGCUGUCAUCGAAGGCUGGUACAUCUACGUUUCCAGCGAUGGGGAAACUUGGCCCGACGUCUCGAACCCUGACGACGGGAUCGCGGAUGUAAACAACCGGGAGUUCUACCUCGGUUGUGGAAACUGGUCGGCCAGCAACAUGAUGCUCUACGUGAAGGUAGCUGCCUACAGCCAGGCCGGAACAGGCGCCCUCUCUGACACGCUGCAAUACCGAUGCUCGCCGCCGCCGGCCACUCCGGCCGCGCCCACACUGGUGGAUUCCAAUGCUGACAACAUCACCAUCGCCUGGACGGUGCCGACCAGCACGGACUUGGCCCAGUCUCUGCACCUGGGUACCAAGGUGCAGUACGACGAUGGUGCCGCCGGACCCUACACGACCGUCUCGCUCACGGACACGUUGCAGGUGCAGUACACGCUAACGGGGCUGUCUGCAGGCUUGACGUACAGGUUCCGUAUCCAGACGGUUUCGGAAACCGGGACCAGCGAGGCCUCCACGGCCUUGUCCGUCGUGGCGGCCUCCGUGCCGGAUGCUCCCGUGGUCUCGAUCGUCUCGACGUCGGAUACCACGCUGGAGUACUCGGCAGUGCUGUCGGGCUCUACAGGUGGGUCGCCCAUUACGGAGUGGCGGGUUUACAUCUCCAUCGACGGCGUCACGUACGCGAUCAAUCCCAACAUCCCCACGGCCACCUUGGCCGCGGCCUUCACGAGCUACUCCUUCGACUGCGUGAACACUUUCCCCGGAGAUUACAGUCAGCAGUACAUCUGGCUCAUCAUGUCCGCCGUGAGCAACGCCGGGGAGGGCGCCUUCUCCACCCCUCUGCAGCAGCGCUGCUCUGCCGUCCCGGGCACCCCAGCGGCUCCGGGGCUGGUCUCCUCCUCGGCGAACGCCAUCACCCUCAGCUUCGACACCAACGGACUGAGCGGGGCCUUCCUGACGGGCUUCAAGAUCUACACGGACGAUGGCAACGGUGGGCCUUGGUCCAUGGACCUCGUGACGGACACCACGCAGAGGACCUUCACGAAGUCGGGGCUCAACGCCGGGUUGAACUAUCGCUUCAAGGUGGAGGUGGUCUCCGAAGUCGGCACCAGCGCUUCCUCGCCUGUGGCCACCUACGUCUCAGCCGCCGUCCCCGAUGCACCGAACUCACUGUCGGCAACCUCCACCAACAGCGACAUUGACUUGACCUGGGUGGCAGGUGGUGAUGGCGGUUCGGCCAUCACUCGCUGGCACGUCUUCACCUCCAAGGACGGAGCCACUUGGUCGGCGCUCGACAGUCCACAGUACACGAUCAUCACCCCCACCACAACGACUCAAACCGUCGACUGCACGGAUACCUUCAAAUGGGGAGGCUCCGAUGUGUCACAAACCUACGUGUACUUGAGGGUGUCGGCUGUCAACGGAGCGGGCAUCGGAACUGCGUCCAACUCGUUCCGAUGGCGCUGCUCCGCCAAGCCGGGAACGCCUGCAAUCCCUGCCAAGGUGAGUGGCACCACCAACACCAUGACGAUCUCGUUCGCCCCCAACGGCUUGAACGAAGCAGUGCUCUAUGGGUACAAGCUGUAUUACGACGACGGCUUAAGCGGCCCCUACACGGAGGUCUACGUGAGCUCGGGGGCCACGUCGCAGUACACCUUCACGGGCCUGACGCCUGCAUUGCCGUACCGCUUCUACCUGAAGGUGGUCUCCGAGGUGGGGGACAGCGAUGCAUCGCCGGUGCUCACGGCCGUUGCGGGUGCCGAUGCCGAUGCGCCCUCGGCACCUUACUACGUCUCUUCCCAGAACAACAACGAACUCACCGUUGGCUGGACCUUCUCAGGAUCGGACGGCGGCUCGUCGAUCACUAACUGGAACAUCUACUACGCCCUGGGCUUUGCAGCUUCGAACUGGCCUGCAGCCAGCUCGCCGGAUGCGACGACGACCGUGGGCACGGAGCAGGUUGUGGUGGAUUGCACCAGCAUCAGUGGCCAAGAUCGGUCCCAGAACUUUGUGUACAUCCGGGUUGCAGCAGUGACCGGUGUGGGCGUUGGCCAGUACUCUCCCAUCAGCCGCCUGUUCUGCGCGAACAAGCCCGCUGCACCAACGGUGACCAACGGCUAUUCUGGCUCUUCGAACGCGGUGACGGUGAACUUCGCAGAGGGUUCGCUGAAUGGUGCUGAGCUCUUGGCCUUCAAGAUCUACAUGGAUGACGGUCUCGGCGGCGCUGUGGCCCUGCGUGACACGGUUGCGGACACGUCUUCGCGGUCCUACACCGCAACGGGUCUGACCGCGAAUUCCGUGUACGUCGUGCAGGUCAGUGUGGUGACCACCACGGCCGAGUCGGAUCUCUCCACAGCUUUGACACUGCGAUCCUGCCCACUGCCGGACACCCCAACUGCACCCUCCCGAAAAGCUUCGACUGCGACCACGAUCACGCUGGAGUGGACGGCGCCGGCUGACAAUGGCUGCCCAAUCACAGGGUAUCGUGUCUACAUCGACACAAACCUGGAUGGUACAUCAGACGGUGAGAUCUAUCCAGGAGUUGGCGAUGACACGGAUCCUUUGGACACAAAUCUGGUUGCAAACGUGGUGGAGUACCAGCACACAGGCCUCUCAUCUGGGACGCUCUAUGCCUUCCGGGUGCGUGCCUACAACAGCGGCGGGUUCGUCGAGAGCAAUUGGGUCUCCAUCAAGGCAGCAGGCGAGCCUGCUCAAAUGUCACCACCGACUCAGGAUGCAAGCACCGGCAGCGCCACCAGCAUCGUCCUGGUCUACAGCGUGCCCAGCAUGGAAGGCGGCAAUGCAGUUGGCUUCAAGGUCUACCGCAACAACGGCGGCGCCACGGCCAUGAAUGGCUCACCGGAUUCGACCUGCAACAGGGACACGGUUCCUGCACCGCAGACCUGCACAUUGACUGGCCUCAGCUCUGGGGACACGUAUGCCGUGCAGAUGCUGGCCAUCAACGACGUUGGGGAAGGAGCGCUCUCGACGGUUGCCACCCUCUUCGCUGCCGCGAUCCCUGCGCAGAUCACAAACCUCGUGAACACAGCGGGCGCACUCACGCCAUCCCUCAGCUUCACUUGGACGGCCCCCUCGGAUAACGGGGCUUUCAUCUACAACUACUUGGGUGAGAUGAGGGACGUCGCCGCCGACACGACGCAGGCCUGGGACGCCGGAGGCACCAGCGGCUCGCCCCAGACAUCGACCACUUGGACCCUCACGGGCUUGAACUUGGCUGCGACGAAGCAGUUCCAGUUCCGCGUGCGGGCGGUCAACAAAAUGGGCAGCGGCACCUGGUCCAGCUGGUCGUCGCUCACCGACCCUCCACGUGGCUACUGCUUGAAUGCCCCCAACACGCCUGCGAACUUCGGAAGGCAUUCGGGUGUCACGGCCGUCAGCGGUGAGAUCUCAAUCAGUUGGGAUCCUUUGCUGACGGAUGCUGAAGCUGGAGGAGACAACGUGGACAACAUCAUCUAUGAGGUUUAUGCAGGAACCUCAACUGGAAGCAUGACGAAGCAGACGACAGUGAACGACUACGACACGAACUUUACUCUGGCAGUGUCGGCAGGCACCACUUACUACUUCCAAGUUCGUGCCGUGAACGUGGCUGGCGUCGGCUCUUCCUGGGCCGGGCCGAUCGAGCUGGUGAGCGCAGAGGUUCCUGGCGAGCCGACGCUCCUCUCUUGCACAAGCACGGUGUCGGAACAGGUCGACAUCUCCUGGACGCCCAACGCAUUCAACGGCAACUCCAUGGUCACUCAUUACAUCGUCAGCGAAGACAACUUCACCAACUCCACAGAGCAGAUGGCACAGGUCAGCAACACCAUUACCACAUACAGCUUCACGGGUCAAGACCCAAGUGGCCCUAUUCACUAUGGUGUCCGAUCGGUCAAUUCCGUCGGCGAAAGCUCCGAAGCGAUGUGUACUGUGACACCCAUCGCAUAG
Messenger RNA from Symbiodinium sp. CCMP2456, 9069 nucleotides. Lineage: Eukaryota; Dinophyceae; Suessiales; Symbiodiniaceae. The record is from the annotation of a GenBank genome assembly.